ACGUGACAUGAACACUUACAUAUGCUUUCUCGCCACAGUGUUCGCGUUCAGAGGAUAUGUCUCUCUUCAACUAAACUCUCUUUAACGCCCUCGAAUUUCUCAGCGAAUCGGUAUAACUCCUCCAACCACUCCAAGCAUGUCCCUACUACGUCUGCUCUUGGUGUCAAGGAACUCGUUCAGCGUGACAUAAGGCACGCAGAACGACUGGGUGUUCUUGAACCAGCCCCUGCAGACUCUACUGGCCUUCAAAAAUUCCUUCAUUCAGCUAUACAACUUGGCAAAUUUUACUUCCGAGGCGCAAAGCUCAUAUACACACGGGGAAAAGAGGUAAAUGCUAUAAAAGCGAGAGUUCGAGCUGGCGGACUUCCUAUGACCAGACAAGAAAGUCGAUUAAUCAAUCUUCAACGAAGAGAUGUUACCAAACUAAUACCAUUUCUCGUGAUGGCAAUUGUAGUUGAAGAGCUUAUUCCAGUAGCGGCCAUCUACGCUCCGUUCAUGCUUCCAUCAACAUGUAUUCUUCCCGGGCAACUAGCUCGCAUCGAAGAGAAAAAAAACCUGAAAGCUAUUGCUUCUGCGUCUGAAGCUCAGAGCAUAUUAGCAAAAAUCAGAAAGAACGCUGUCGACGGAACGCUGCCAUUCUCAGCACUAAAAGGAACAGGCUCUGCUGUGGUUGUGUGCGGACUUCUCCGCUUACCUACAUUUGGAAACGACCUUCUCCGAACAUGGCGUAUACGCAGACAUCUUGACUUUUUACAAACUGAUGAUAGAAUGUUGAUCCAGGAAAAAGCAGAGGAUAGUUUGAGCGACCAUGAUGUGGCUCAGGCUCUGGAAGAGCGAGGAUUUAUUAUACAAAAACUUUCUGUGAAAUCGCAACGCGCUCAAUUGAAGUGGUGGCUAGACUCUGCACAAGACACGCCGGAUAAUUCUGGUACCACUCGUCGUCUCUUCCUCCUCAUGGAACAAAAAUUAUAAUAGUAUACUCUAUAGACCUUAGUUAUAUCUACAUGUAUUUG
This is a messenger RNA of Lentinula edodes (shiitake mushroom), 1013 nucleotides long. RefSeq lists its product as uncharacterized. Gene Ontology annotation, molecular function: ribosome binding. The coding region runs from base 22 to 972 and encodes 316 amino acids. The transcript is spliced from 5 exons. The record is from RefSeq and is a predicted model, not a curated record. NCBI's taxonomy places the organism in Eukaryota, Fungi, Basidiomycota, Agaricomycetes, Agaricales, Omphalotaceae. Gene Ontology annotation, cellular component: mitochondrial inner membrane. Gene Ontology annotation, biological process: intracellular monoatomic cation homeostasis.